AUGUCCAAAUCCCUCAAAACAACAGUACCUGAUGUCGAAAUAAACGAUACAGUCAACGACGCCCAACAACAAAUUAAACACACGUCUACAUCAUCAACAACUCCAAAUCCUCUCUCGGGUACCAAGCUGCCGAAAAACGCAUACCAAAACAAAACAAUAAACCUGACAACCGAUCAAACAUUUCAUUCAAACUACCAAAUAAUUUUUGGUUCUCUUGCAAAGAGAUUUUCUCGCCCUCCAUAUCAAGACCUCCUACUCACUUUAAUUUUUACAACGUCAAAGUUCAUCUUGACAAAGUCAAUAUUUCCCUAUAUAUACAGCAAGGAGCACUGA
Molecule: messenger RNA, 333 nt
Organism: Helobdella robusta
Lineage: Eukaryota; Metazoa; Annelida; Clitellata; Rhynchobdellida; Glossiphoniidae
Exons: 3
Coding region: 1-333 (110 amino acids)
Source: RefSeq, a predicted model, not a curated record